Molecule: messenger RNA, 1914 nt
Organism: Ipomoea triloba (trilobed morning glory)
Lineage: Eukaryota; Viridiplantae; Streptophyta; Magnoliopsida; Solanales; Convolvulaceae
Product: 6-phosphogluconate dehydrogenase, decarboxylating 2-like
Exons: 2
Coding region: 191-1651 (486 amino acids)
Biological process (GO): pentose-phosphate shunt; pentose-phosphate shunt, oxidative branch
Cellular component (GO): cytosol
Molecular function (GO): NADP binding; phosphogluconate dehydrogenase (decarboxylating) activity
Source: RefSeq, a predicted model, not a curated record
CCUUCGCUGAUCGCUGUAGUGGAGAGCGGAGAAGGCCGAGAAGCUGUACUAAUUUGACUUGACUACCUAUAUAACUCUUUCACCGAUUUGCAAGGAGAAGAAGAAGAAGAAGAAGCGCCCAUCAUUUCUCUCAACGCUCUUCACCUUUUCAACUCCACACAUUUCUUUUCAACUAUUAGGAAAAAAAAGUAUGGCGACCCCAACACGAAUUGGUCUUGCCGGGCUUGCUGUAAUGGGGCAAAAUCUUGCUCUUAACAUAGCUGAGAAAGGAUUCCCUAUAUCUGUCUACAACAGAUCCACUUCAAAAGUUGAUGAGACCGUUGAACGAGCUAAGGCGGAAGGGGGACUCCCUCUGUACGGUUUUCAUGAUCCCGAGUCCUUUGUUCUCUCCAUCCAAAAGCCCCGUGUGAUUAUCAUUCUUGUUAAGGCUGGUGCACCGGUUGAUCAAACCAUCAAAACCCUUUCUGCUUAUAUGGAGAAAGGGGAUUGUAUUAUCGAUGGUGGGAAUGAGUGGUAUGAGAACACCGAGAGGAGGGCGAAAGAAGCGGCGGAGAUGGGCUUGCUUUAUCUUGGAAUGGGAGUCUCGGGCGGUGAAGAAGGUGCUAGGAGAGGACCUUCACUAAUGCCUGGCGGUUCUUUCGAAGCGUACAAGUACAUUGAAGACAUACUACUGAAAGUGGCGGCUCAAGUACCCGACAGUGGCCCGUGCGUUACUUACAUUGGCGAGGGAGGUUCUGGUAACUUCGUUAAGAUGGUUCACAACGGGAUUGAAUACGGUGAUAUGCAAUUAAUUGCUGAGGCGUACGAUGUGCUGAAAUCCGUGGGAAAGCUCUCUAAUUCCGAGUUGCACGAAGUGUUCUCGGAAUGGAACAAAGGGGAGCUCCUAAGCUUUUUGAUCGAAAUCACAGCUGAUAUAUUCGGAAUCAAGGAUGACAAGGCCGAAGGGUAUUUGGUAGACAAGGUUCUCGACAAAACCGGGAUGAAGGGUACCGGCAAGUGGACAGUUCAGCAAGCCGCAGAUCUCUCAGUCGCCGCCCCAACAAUAGCCUCGUCAUUGGACUCGAGAUUCCUCAGCGGGUUGAAGGACGAGCGAGUUGAAGCCGCCAAGAUCUUUAAAUCCGGUGGCAUUGACGAUGCCAUUGCCGACAACAACGUUGUUGAUAAGAAACAGCUUAUCGAUGAUGUGCGGAAGGCGCUUUAUGCAUCCAAGAUAUGCAGUUAUGCACAGGGAAUGAACUUGAUUCGCGCAAAGAGUAUUGAAAAAGGGUGGGGCUUGAAGCUCGGGGAGCUAGCUAGAAUUUGGAAGGGCGGUUGCAUCAUUCGCGCUAUAUUUUUGGACCGUAUCAAGCAGGCUUAUGACAGAAACCCGGAGCUCGCUAGCCUUCUCGUGGACGAAGAGUUUGCAAAGGAGAUAAUUGAACGGCAGUCCGCUUGGCGAAGAGUCGUGUGCCUCGCUAUCAGCUCGGGGAUUAGCACUCCCGGGAUGUCUUCGAGUUUAGCUUAUUUCGACACUUAUAGGAGGGAAAGACUGCCCGCGAAUUUGGUCCAAGCUCAGAGGGAUUACUUUGGUGCCCACACUUAUGAGAGAAUUGACAUGCCAGGGUCCUUCCAUACUGAGUGGUUCAAGAUUGCCCAACAAUCUAAGAUAUAAUAUGAGUUUUUCUUAAACUUUGUUUUGAACUCUGUUGUUUUUUGUACUGAAUAAGGAUUCAUUGUGGCUGGAAAUGUUAACUUGGAAUCUUCCAGCCAGAUCCUAGCUAUGACCUUGAGAUGAUGUUGCAGCCCUCUUUAAUAUUUUUGGUAUAUUUGCAUUUUGUCCAAGUUUGUUUUGUUUUGUUUUUAUGAAGUAUUUGUAAACCAGACCACUUGUUUUUUUCUCAUACAAUAAAAUCAUUCAGACCACCUUUCCUCAAA